Molecule: messenger RNA, 3593 nt
Organism: Mus caroli (Ryukyu mouse)
Lineage: Eukaryota; Metazoa; Chordata; Mammalia; Rodentia; Muridae
Gene: Rnf2
Product: ring finger protein 2
Cellular component (GO): ubiquitin ligase complex; PcG protein complex
Molecular function (GO): ubiquitin protein ligase activity; chromatin binding
Source: RefSeq, a predicted model, not a curated record
ACAUGUCAGAGGGCAAAGAUCUAAUACUUAAAACUGAAAUACAUAGAAUAGAUUAUAUCUUUUGGUUGUAGUAAUGUGCUGGGCCCUUCAUAUGAAUAUCUCAUUAAACUUUGCCAAUGACCCUGUAAACGUUUAUCCCUAUAGAUCCCUUUUCAAAGCUGUGGAUGUGGCUAUGACAGAGAAUACUUGAAUAUUUGCCGAGUAUGUGAAAGACCCUGGGUUCCAUCCUUGAUACCAAACACUUAAGGAGGGUGUGUGUACGUCAGACAUUGAGAAGUUCCUCUGUGCCACCACAAACUAGGUUUGUGAGAGCUGGGAGGCCAGGUGAGAAAUGUCUCAGGCUGUGCAGACAAAUGGAACUCAACCAUUAAGCAAAACAUGGGAACUCAGUUUGUAUGAGUUACAACGAACACCUCAGGAGGCAAUAACAGAUGGCCUGGAAAUUGUGGUUUCACCUAGAAGUCUACACAGUGAAUUAAUGUGCCCAAUUUGUUUGGAUAUGUUAAAGAACACCAUGACGACAAAGGAGUGUUUACAUCGGUUUUGUGCGGAUUGUAUUAUCACAGCCCUUAGAAGUGGCAACAAAGAAUGCCCUACUUGUCGGAAAAAACUGGUUUCUAAAAGAUCACUAAGGCCAGACCCAAACUUUGAUGCACUCAUCAGCAAGAUUUAUCCCAGUCGUGAUGAGUAUGAAGCGCAUCAAGAGAGGGUCUUAGCGAGGAUCAACAAGCACAACAAUCAGCAAGCUCUCAGCCACAGCAUCGAGGAGGGGCUGAAGAUACAGGCCAUGAACAGAUUACAGCGAGGCAAAAAGCAGCAGAUAGAAAAUGGCAGUGGAGCAGAAGAUAAUGGUGACAGCUCCCACUGUAGUAACGCAUCCACACACAGCAACCAGGAAGCGGGCCCUAGUAACAAACGGACCAAAACCUCUGAUGACUCUGGGCUUGAACUUGAUAACAACAAUGCAGCAGUGGCGAUUGAUCCAGUCAUGGACGGUGCCAGUGAGAUUGAGUUAGUCUUCAGGCCCCAUCCAACUCUUAUGGAAAAGGAUGACAGUGCACAGACAAGAUACAUAAAGACUUCAGGCAAUGCCACUGUUGAUCACUUAUCCAAGUAUCUGGCUGUGAGGUUAGCUUUAGAAGAACUUCGAAGCAAAGGAGAAUCCAACCAGAUGAACCUGGAUACAGCCAGUGAGAAACAGUACACCAUUUACAUAGCCACAGCCAGUGGCCAGUUCACUGUUUUAAAUGGCUCCUUUUCUUUGGAAUUGGUCAGUGAGAAAUACUGGAAAGUGAACAAACCCAUGGAACUUUAUUAUGCACCCACCAAGGAGCACAAAUGAGCUUUUAAAAGUCAAUUCUAAGACUGAACUUUUUAUAGUCUAUCCUUUACUAUUAAAGAUGCACCAUUGUUACUUUCAUGGACAGACCUGGGAUAUGUUCAGUUUUCUUUCUGAGCCAGACUUGUUUACACUAUUAGAUUAAUGUCUCCUUAAUUUAAAGACAAUACUUUCUGGAAAGGACUCUGUAAGUCAGUGCUCCCCACUCCCGUCAGAGACGCUCUAAGUCAUGUGCUUACAGAAAAUGGGGUUCCUUUGGGGAGGAUACUUUGACCUAGGAGUUUUUUGUAGUUCUGUAUUCUUUAUUUUUUCCUUCCAGUUUUUGAUAUUUUCAGACAGUAUCUCAUUAUUAUAAAGCCCUGGCUAGCGUGGAACUUGCUGAGUAGAACAGGCUGGCCUUGACUUUGGAGUAAUACUCCUGCCCAAGUACUGGGAUUCUGCCUGGCUUAAGAUUCAGUUGGCCAUCAGCCAUCUUUUCCCCUUUCAAAAGUUUUUUAGCUUAAAGAAUGUUAGACAAUAUGUAUUCUGACUUUUUCCCCUUGAAGUCUUGUAUAUUUAUAGUUUUCUAUACAAACUGUAGUAUCUUCAUGAAGACCAAGGCUCAAAUUUACUGUGCUUAAAACAAUUCUCAUAGGAUUAUUAUUUUCAUGGUAUUUUCUUACAUAGUAUCUCAUUUAAAGGAGGUUCUUUAUGAACUUGGUGUCCAUUGUCAUGCAAUGUUUUGUUUUUGUCAUGUGUUUUCACUAUAAGUUUAGAAUUUCAGGUCAUGGGGAAAAGUCGAAUAAAGUUCUUUGAGAACGUGGUUCAUUUACAGAUUUCACUGAAGAAAGAGAAGUUUAAGUUGGUGAAAAUAUAUGUAUUCCUCUGUACAUUUGAGAGUUUACUGUUCCUUUAUUAUGUAUGUUUGAUGCUUUUCUCUAUUAAAAUACCAGAGAUUAUGGAGAUAUUUUGCACUUUAGCCUUGAUGAAAAGUACAAGAUAUGUUCAAAGCUUCCCCUCAUUUCCUUUCUUAUUAAUUCAAGAAUAACAUGACACGGAGAGUUAAAAAUAGAAAAGAAAGGUUUUGUUUGAAGAGUUCUUUGCAUUUUGAGUUACCAUGUGUUUAUAAAUUUAGUGCUCUGCUAAACUACACUCUGUAGAAACAGGCUAAUGGAGUGUGAACAGUGCAUUGAUAGAGAAUGGGACCGUUCUGUAGAAGAGUGUCAGCCAGCUGGGUAGCCAUGCAGACACUCGUAGUUUUGUACUGAGAAAGUGUUGGUAGUCUGGGAACCACAAGACUUUCUGCUGACCAGUCAGACUUAAUGUCUUAGAUUUCAUUUCUGUCCCGAUGCUACAUAUGUCUCCAAGUUUCUAUUCUCACAGUAUUUACAAAGACAUGUUUGCAUUGAAAAAUUGAACCCAAAGGGGUUUUGAUAGAAGGAAGAGACUUCCGGUACCAUUGUAACUAAAGUGUCAGUCAUUUUAACUAUUUAUCUGUCAGUUUAGACAGAUUGGGGCCAGCUUGAUGCUUUAAUCUUGAGCCGACUAUGAAAACUUAAAGGCUUAUUCAAUUUUUUACCAUUUUACUGAAAAUAUUUGAAAUCUGUUUUUACAGUUUUUUUGGUAAUCUGUGCCAUAAGAUUUGAAAACCACCAAAAAUUAUACGAACUUUUAUAUCCAAUUCCUUUUCUGGGGUAAUGUUAAGUUGUAUAGAUUAUUAAUGCAUGUUCACUGAAUAUAACUCUUGUUUUGUGAUGUGAUUGCUUAGACUUUAUUGGUGACAUAUUAGAUUAGUGGUUGUAUUAAAUAAUUAAAUUCUCCUUGUGGUUAUUGGACUUUUAUCUAAGCAGAAAGUUAUUUGUGACUAUAAGCUUUGUGCUUAGAGAAUGUAUGUGUUUUUAUCUGUCUAUGGGAGCACAUAAACUAUUUGCAUCAUUUAGUGAAGUUAUUAGAUGUGUACUCCUUUGCCAAAUAGAUAAUUGGUAGAACAUUGUGUGUGUGUGUGUGUGUGUGUGUGUACGUGUGCCUGUGUGUUGGGAGUGGAAUCCAGCUUGGCACCAACUUUGUGCUAGUAAGUAGUACUGAUGGCAAAGAGAGAAGAGGGGGCCUUCUACAGGAGACUAAGGCUCUGUAUGAUGCAGCAGACAGUCCUUGGGAUGGAUGCUCAACUUAUUCUCCUGCCUCAGUCUCCUGAGUAAUGGUAUGCUAAGAGCAAACCACAACACUCAUUUUAACACGUUCUCCCCAUGGAGUGAAAUUACAUUUAUGAUACCUA